Messenger RNA from Apaloderma vittatum (bar-tailed trogon), 342 nucleotides. Its product is annotated as placenta-specific gene 8 protein-like. Gene Ontology annotation, biological process: positive regulation of transcription by RNA polymerase II. The coding region runs from base 1 to 342 and encodes 113 amino acids. The record is from RefSeq and is a predicted model, not a curated record. The transcript is spliced from 3 exons. Lineage: Eukaryota; Metazoa; Chordata; Aves; Trogoniformes; Trogonidae.
AUGGCCUCUCACCCUCAAGUGAUCACGGUCCAGCCCCAGUUUUUGACUACCCAGCAGGCAGGCGAGUGGCAGACAGGGCUGCUGGACUGCUGCUCUGACUGUGGCGUGUGUAUUUGUGGAGCCUUCUGCUUCCCCUGCCUGAGCUGCCAAGUGGCCACUGCCAUGGACGAGUGCUGCCUGUGCGGCGCCACCGUGGCCAUGAGGACUCUCUACCGCACCAAAUACAAAAUCCCGGGCUCCAUUCUGAAUGAUGCAUGUGCCCUUGCGUGUUUGCCCAUGUGCACGCUCUGCCAGCUGAAGAGAGAUAUCAAACGGAGGAAGGAGCUGGGCAUAUUCUGGUGA